AAAGGGUCUCGGAUAAAAUGGAGAGGACUACAUAAGACAAAAAGAGUGCUUAGCCCCACCGAACUAGGAUUGUCAUUUACCUUACAAUCCAUUAUUCAAUCGGAAACUGCUAGCCUGAGAUUCCCUUCAGGGUGAAUUCUCAUGGGAACAGGGAACCUGUACAAGCUUUGGAGUCUCCAGGUUAUCCACUAGUACUAAAACUUGGGGUUCGUCAGAUCUUACUAAGCUAUAAGUCUGGGGUUUCUAGAUUCCAUGUUGACAAGUUUAAGGUCUGUAGUUCAGCCCAAACCAGUCUAUAGUUCAGGUGUGCCUGGUACCGGGGUAAAUUGAGAUGUCCGGAUUUUAAAUUGACAGUUCCAAAAGCGGUAGGGGCUAGACAAUUGGUGUUAAGUAAUUUGCCCAAAGUCCGACAGCUAAGUGUAUGAGGUCAAAUUUGAACCCAAGGCCUCCCCUGUUUGGACUGGCUCUCCACUGAACCACCUAGCUGCCCCAGGAGCUUACAAUUUAAUGAGAGGGGAGGGCAACAUGCAAAAAUAAUCAUAUUAAGUCUGAUCUGCUCUUAAGUCUGUUUAAUCAAGAAAACAAUCAAGCCAUGUUUUGUAGCUUUUACCAAAUUUCUAAAUAUAAAUUCAAGUGAAAAUCUAAAGACAGCCUUAGUAUAAAUGGGCUUCAGCACACCACGUGAAGUAAACACUAGCUUAAUACUUAAUAAAUACUAAAUUAGGAAAUCAUAAUAAGCAAUUUAAGGGGAUCGAGAAAGCUAUGACGUAGGAGGUGGCAAGAGAACUCGAAAGAAACUAAGGAUUCCAUUGUUCCAUAGAACAUUCUCUAAACACCUUCUAUGGGAAAACUGGCCCUAGCUUAACGCGGAAGAGGAGAUAAACAGAAAGCAAACCCGGAGGCGGGAUAAUGACGUUAUGGCGGGAACUUCUCAGUCCUGGGACCAAGGCGCUCCGAAAAGGUGUCCGCUGAUUGGCUGCGGGAGCGCGCGCUAAGUCCUGAAUUCUUGGGCUGGAGGUUUAGCCCCACCUUGUUUGGCCGCUUCCAGGGAAAAGGUGUUGAUGCUGAAUUAACGCAUUCCCUCUUUAAAAUGGCUUCAACUCCCAAUGUUGUGCUUCCUUUUUCGGAUUGCUUGUGUCAAAUAUGCACAGAUAUCCUUAUAGAACCCGUAACCCUGCCUUGUAGCCACACACUUUGUAAUUCCUGUUUCCAGUUGACUGUGGAAAAGGCUAAUCUCUGCUGCCCUUUCUGUCGUCGGAGAGUCUCUUCUUGGGCCAGACAACAUGCUCGGGAAAAUACUCUAAUCAACAUGGAACUGUGGGAUAAAAUUCAAAAAAGUUAUCCAGAAAAGUGCAAGAAAAAAACUACAGAGCAGGAUUUAGAUGGUGAUGAUGUUGAUAUGUAUCAACCACAUCGUACACUAAGCCAGCCUGGGGAAUUGAGGCGUGAAUAUGAAGAAGAGAUUAGCAAAGUGGAGGCUGAACGAAGGGCCUAUGAGGAAGAAGAAAGCAAAGCAAGUGAAGAAUACAUUCAGAAAUUAUUAGCAGAGGAGGAAGAAGAGCAAAAGCUAGCAGAAGAAAGGAAAAGAAAGAUGGCGGAACAGCUAAAAAGAGAUGAAGAACUGGCUCGAGAAAUCAGCAUCAAUCUUAACAAACUGAGUGAAAAAAGUGUCUUUAGUUCACCUUCAAGUGCUAAACAGUCUUCACCUGUCACCAACAAGUCACAAAAGAAGAUUAAGAACCAAUUAAGCUUCCUUGGAAGUAUUCAAAAGUAUUUGUCACCAAAAUCUCAGUUUGCCUCAGUACAAGCAUCUCAACUUGAACUUGCCACAGAAGAUAAUGGGAAUCAUAUGUCUCAGGAUGUUAGUAACAAUAAUGUGAAGAGCACUGGGUCGCAAGAAGAAGAAGAAGAUGAGGUUAUGCCAACAUUAACUCCACAAACAUUCCUUGAGAGUCAGAGCAGAGUUACAAAGAAUUCAAUUACAGAUUCACCAAUGCCUCAUUUAAGUGCCUUUAGUUUGGAAGAAGAAUGUCUUGAGAAAGAAACUAACUCACAGGUGAAUAAUCUAAAUGAGGUUAUAAAUGGACAUUUUUGUGCUAAUCAUGAAGUACAAACCGGAUUUCUCUGUUCUGCUGAGAUUGGAGCCACGUCUCCCAGAAAAGCAGAGAAUGGAAAUGCAGUAUCUAAUCUGGCGGAAAUAACCAUAAACAGUAUUGAUGAUACAGAAAAUGAAGAUAGGAAUCUGCUGAUUGGUAAAGAAAGUCCCAAAAGAAAAGAUCAGGAAUCUCCUGAUUUAGUCAGUGAUUCAAGCAAUUCUGCAAAGAGAAGAAAAUUCUGUAUGGAAAUUUCUUCAGAACAAGAAGAGACAGAAAAUAACAUUGCACAGAAACUGAUAGACUUGGAACACUUGCUCUUUGAGAGACAUAAGCAGGAAGAACAAGAUAGGUUAUUGGCCUUAGAACUUCAGAGAGAAGUAGAUAAAGAGCAGGGGAAACUGAAUCGGCAGAAAGGGUCCCCAGAUGCUUAUCCCUUGCGCACUAAAGUCUCCUUACAUCCAGACGAAUCUCCAAAUGGCUGGAGAAAGCAUUCCCAGGAAAAGAACUGCAAAAAACAACCUGAAACAGAGCUUUCAAAACCUCGAAGAAGCUCAAAAGAUGAAAACUGGCAGCCUUCUGGGAUCCAAAAGAAAAUUUCAGCUAAUAAGGGAGGAAAGGCACCCAAAUCUUUCAAAAAUGCCCGUUCUCUCCAACCUAGUAAUACUCAAAAAAGUAUUUUUGAGAUGUUUCAGCAAGCUGCAAAAUAACAAAUGAGGAAGGGUGAGCAAUAAGGAGUAAGAAACAAAUUUAAUGCACAUAUAUUCAAUAAUACUCCUCUAUUGGUAGGUACUUUUAGUGCAUUCUAUUUUGCAGAUCUACCUAUUACCUGUAGUUUCUCAGUCAGAAACCAGUUUGCAAGGAAAGUUAAGAAAAGGUGCCAGCGUACAACUUUUCUUUAGACAAAUUCCCAGCAGUCAACAAAGAAAUUGGUUUUUGUGUGUUGGCAAUAAUCAAAGUAUGGUGAAAUGGGGGAUGCUACUAGCUGGAAGAAGCUUUAGACCAUCUCCAUGAAAUCUUCAAAUAUUGUAAGAGUCUACUCAUCAUGGCCAAUACUCACUUGUUUAUUCAAUUCCACUCAAGAAAAAUAAAGCAAAAACUUUUCUCAAGCAUUUAAAAAAAAUGAGGAUGGAAGGUAUUGACCUUGCCUGUCUUCUUGCUACCUCCCUAAAUGUUUAAAGAAGCACUAAAGGGUCAUGGUUUCUUAUCACUGAAUUACAAAUUGUUUUCCUACUUAGAUUUUAAAUACUGUAAUAAAGUUCAUUUUUCUAGAAUGGAUCAGAAUCAAUGUUAGUCCAGAGAGAGAAUCAAUAAUUUUUGGAAAACUGAAAAUAGAUUCCUAACAGGGAAGUAACUACAACUUAAAAGAAAAAGUCUGGGUGUGGAAUAAUUAGAUAAUGAAGCUUUCAAGGGAGGGAAAGAUGAGGUUGAGCAAAUGGAACCUGGACAAAUGGUAGACUACAGGUUAUAAAGAUAUUCUUCUCCAAUGAGCUCUCUCAACACCUGGGUUUCUGACAAUUUUGAAAUAACCUACCAAGUGACAGUUUUUACAUUUUCCUUUUAUCAGUUAGCCAGAUUCAUUUUGGAAGCUACUGUUUCUGUUUGAGUUGUUAUUUUGGGAAAGAAAAUUUCAAGAUGGGUUGAGAUAUUUUGGUUUGUUUUUUUAUUUUUACUGAUCAGGCAACAGUGUCCUAAAAUCUGUUGUGUUAAAAUCAAGAAACAUUAGUGCUAGGAUCACUUUGACCAAAAAACACCAGACAGUCCAUUUCCUAGAUGUUAUGGGACUCAUAUUGAGUGUUGUGGAUUUUUACAGGAAAUAUUCCAAAGUUGAGAAAAGUACGAUGCUUAUUUUCUACUUGAUAAGACUGUCUUAAGUGACUUCCUUUAGUCUCUGUGAUACCAGGUACUAUUGUUGAUUCAACAGAAGUUCAAAAUGAUAUUUGAGUGUUCUGAAGUUGAUUGUGUAUAAAGUGGGGAUGGGGGCUCUUUUUUUUUUAUUAUUUCUGAAAGCACUUGACAGAUUUCAUAAUUGAAAUUUUCACCCAGUUAGCAUUUGUAUUUGAUGGAAUGUGUGUCUGGAAAACUAUGUCAACUAUUGAGAUGGUGGUUUUUUUUUUUGUUUUUUGUUUUUUUUAAGGUCAACAAAAUUAAAGCCUAUUUCCCCUAACCUUAAUACAAAUUCAUCUUACUUGCCUUAAGGUAGCAUAGUUUAGUGAACAGAAUUAAAUAAGGAUGAAAUCAGUCUACCCUGGACAACUACUGCUUUUGCAUCCUCCAAACAGGUGUUCAGGAAGCAGUUUACAUUUUGAUUACAUAGUAUUGAGAUUCAUUUUGUAAAUUAUUAUUUAGCACUUGAAAUAUAAUUGCUUAUGAAAAUUGUUAUAAAUUGUGGUUAGGUUCUCAGGCUAGCCAACAGAAGUGUGUGUAUUUUUAAUUCAUAAUAUAAUGGGACAUAGGAUGCAGAAAAAGAGGUGGGAUAGCAAGAAUGUUUUGACUUCCUUCUCUUAUCAGAAGACUGGCCUAAGCAAAGUCUUGAAGUAUAUUUGAUACUUUCCUCCUUGUUUCUACUCUUCUCUUAAUUCCUAUUAACCCUCUUCCGUUGUUCUUAAGCUUAUACUAGACCUUUUUCUCCAGUCAAAAUACCUGUUACCCCAAUGAAGUUAAUAUAUUGACUAGAUGUCAUAAGGAAAAUAUUAUGGAUAGAGUCUGCACAUGACUUAUUGAGUCAACCUUUCUACAGGUUUUUAUAUUGUUAUAUGGAAGCUUGCACAUCCAAAUGUGUCUUAAUUUCUUGUGGAAAAGGAAGAGAAAGCUAUUUGACUAGGAACACUGGAAUCAACAUUUAAGUAGGCCAACCUUGCCUUCAAUUCUGCCUCCAAGAUCAAUUUCUCUAAAACACUGCUGCUUUCCAAAGGAUCUUCCCUUCCCUUUCUUAAUUCAGAGUUUCUCUAGAAAGUGAGCUUUUUCACAGUGCCAGGAAGUAGGCUGGGGAAUACAAAGCACUGUAUGUGUUUACUAAGUCAGGCAUCUGUAUUAUUACAUGCUUUCUAGUAAUAUUAUGGGAAAUUUGAGAAAUAACCAAAUUUGCAUCUAUUAAGUUCUCUACCUUGCGACCGAAUGAAUGCUAUAUUUCAAAUGGAUGUCAUUAAAGAUCAAGUUCACACUAAAA
Molecule: messenger RNA, 5262 nt
Organism: Monodelphis domestica (gray short-tailed opossum)
Lineage: Eukaryota; Metazoa; Chordata; Mammalia; Didelphimorphia; Didelphidae
Gene: RNF168
Product: ring finger protein 168
Biological process (GO): protein ubiquitination; double-strand break repair
Cellular component (GO): site of double-strand break; nucleus
Molecular function (GO): metal ion binding; nucleosome binding; ubiquitin-protein transferase activity
Source: RefSeq, a predicted model, not a curated record